AUGGAUUAUAUCCAUGGUAUCUUGACGGCCCAGCCUGUCACCAAGGCUGUCACUGUAUCCGCCACCAAAGUUUACGAUUCUUCCCUCAGACAGCACUUGGCCACGCUAAUCAAGAACGCUCCCAAAAUUCGAGCCGAUGUCCCGACCUAUGCAGUUGAUCUGCUCUCAACACUUGACCCGGCAGUACACUCCAUCGGUUAUCUCGUUGUCUUGGAAAUCCUUCUCGAGCGGUCCGACUCCGGUCCGAUGAUAUCUCAAGAAUGUCUACUAGACAAAGUAGUAGAAUUUGUUCUACACUUCGACCCCAUACAAAUUCGAUACUAUGGGCAGUCCAUGUCAGCCCUGCUUGAGAAGAUAGCAUGUGGCAAGCUCUUCCCACCCACCACAGCAGUUCAAUUACUUUCAAUAGCCAUACUACGCAUCGACCCCACCGGGUCUCUCUUUACGACGACCCAUCUUCUGCUGGCUAAGCUCGCGUACACUUCCAAUACCGUCGAAUCAGCCAUGGAGAUCUUCGACUGCGAUAUCCUCUUCUACCCAAAUAUGAGUAGCUCUAAAGAUGGCAAACCACUGUGUGACCCAAGUCUAGCGCCCGUCGCUUACAUUUCAACGCAGUCUGGGCUGACGGACACUGUGCGGCCCGCCACGGUUUUGGAAUACGAUCAUCUCCGUGGCCUGGCUUACAUGUCUUUGGGACUUUGGUCCAAGGCACGAGAGGCAUUUGAAAAGGUCAUAUCUCACCCUUCCAAAGAUAAAAGUGUCAGCAAAAUCAUGAUAGAAAGUCACAAGCGAUGGAUUUUGGUAGGACUUCUCAGCCAAGGCAAAACACCGACCGUCCCUCCUUUUACAUCUGGAUCCGCCAACACGUGUUACAAAGUUACAGGGAGGUCUUACAUAAACUUAGCAGAUGCUUUCAGCAACUCCAACGCAGAGAAACUUAAAUCCCUGAUUGAGGACAAUGCUUCACUCUGGGAAGAGGAUGGCACGGGCAGUCUAGUUGCUGAAAUUCUAUCGUCUUACCAGAAAUGGCAGAUUAUCUCACUACGUCAAGUUUAUCAGCGAGUUGGUAUCUCGCAAGUUCGGGAAAUGACGCUUAGCGCACAAACGGGCAAGCCACUGGAAAAUGAUGGAGAGGCACUCUCCUUGAUCCGUCAAAUGAUAGAGUCGGGCAUGCUAGACGGGCACAUUGAACAGGACGGCAGCGAAAGUUACCUAUCGUUUCAAGACGAUAACGACGUGGUAUCCGAAGCACAAUUCGCCAGGCAAAUCGCGCAGAGCCACCAUACCAUUGAGUUGCUUGGGAAACACUAUCAGGCAAUGAACGAUAGAUUAACCGGAAGCAAGGAGUAUGUGAAACACCUUGUAAGAGAGCAGAAGCGUGCUGAAAAAGACGUUACGGAUGCCGGCAUCGGAUUUGAUUCUCAAAUAGAGGACGAGGAUUUAAUGGCUGGUAUUUUGCCACAUACUUGA
Pochonia chlamydosporia 170 is the source of this 1470-nucleotide messenger RNA. Its product is annotated as COP9 signalosome complex subunit 3. Gene Ontology annotation, cellular component: COP9 signalosome. NCBI's taxonomy places the organism in Eukaryota, Fungi, Ascomycota, Sordariomycetes, Hypocreales, Clavicipitaceae. The coding region runs from base 1 to 1470 and encodes 489 amino acids. The record is from RefSeq and is a predicted model, not a curated record. The transcript has 3 exons. Gene Ontology annotation, biological process: ubiquitin-dependent protein catabolic process.